Molecule: messenger RNA, 4019 nt
Organism: Sceloporus undulatus (fence lizard)
Lineage: Eukaryota; Metazoa; Chordata; Lepidosauria; Squamata; Phrynosomatidae
Gene: NRG2
Product: neuregulin 2
Exons: 13
Coding region: 1-2367 (788 amino acids)
Biological process (GO): nervous system development; animal organ development; intracellular signal transduction
Molecular function (GO): signaling receptor binding
Source: RefSeq, a predicted model, not a curated record
AUGUCGGCAGCUCCACGCGAUCCGGAGCCGACGCCGGGAGGUCGACGGACUCCGGUACCGGACACCCCACGGCCUCUGUCCACCAUGGACUUUGUCCACGGGACGGACGACACCGUUAUUCCUCGCUCGCCAGAACAUCAGUCGCCCUCCCAUCCUGGAACCGACGACGAGGAAGACCAGCCCCGCGGGCAUGAAAUACCAGACCUGUUCUUCAAUACGCAAUCGCGCCGACCACAGCCCAAAUCUAAUCAAAACCAAGAUGUCUAUCAAGAUUUAUUUGCAGAAGACUCCCGCCACCAACCAGAGUAUGUGGAGUUCUUUUGUCCUCCAGAGGUCUUGCAUCCAGAAGAGGCUACACUUGCAGUGGACCAGCCUAAUGAAGAGGAACUAGACAGUGUGCAGGAAGCAGAGCCAGGUAUCCAAGUCCAUUUGAGAAAGUCAGAAUGCUCCAAUAAAGGUAUGCCACCUGACAGAUUUUCUUAUCAAGCCACAGAGGAAUUAAUUCUAAAACCCUCUGAUUGGAAAAGGAUCAAGGGACUGCCAAAGACAGAUUCUAAGAAGUCGGUGCAAGCUCCAAAAGCUUCCAUUCAGAUCAGCAUAGGCUGUGGAAUCAACAACAGCAUGUCUGCCGAUAGCAGCAAAGCUGUCCCUCCUAAACUCAAGAAACUGAAGAGCCUAAAUGCAGAAGUGGGUGCAAAGAUUUCUUUGAAGUGUGAGGCAAGCGCAGGGAAUCCCCAGCCAUCCUACAAGUGGUUCAAGGAUGGUAAAGAACUGAAAAAGAGCAAAGAUAUCAGGAUAAAAUAUGGAAAUGGAAAAAAAAAUUCUAGACUACAGUUCAAUAAAGUGAAAGUGGAAGAUGCAGGAGAAUACAGUUGUGAAGCAGAGAAUGUGCUGGGCAUGGACACUGUCAGAGGCACUCUCAGUGUAAGAACUGUAUCCACAACUCUGUCCUCUGGGCCUGGACACACUAGACAGUGCAAUGAAACAGUUAAGUCCUACUGUGUCAACGGUGGAGUUUGCUACUACGUCGAGGGCAUAAAUCAGCUGUCCUGCAGGUGUCCGAACGAAUUCACAGGGGACCAGUGUCAGAACUUCGCAAUGGCCAGCUUCUCCAAGCAUCUUGGAUUAGAAUUAAAGGAAGCUGAGGAGCUGUAUCAGAAGAGAGUUCUAACCAUUACUGGGAUUUGUGUUGCGUUGCUUGUGGUGGGAAUAGUGUGUGUGGUAGCUUAUUGUAAAACCAAAAAACAGAGAAAUCAAAUGCAUAAUCAUAUGCGACAAAAUAUGUGUGCAGCCCAUCAGAACAGGAACCUUGCCAAUGGUCCUAGCCAUCCCCGGCUGGACCCUGAGGAAAUUCAGAUGGCUGAUUAUAUGUCUAAAAAUGUUCCUGCUACUGAGCAUGUCAUACGAAGAGAAGCUGAGACCACCUUUUCAGGGAGCCAUUCCUGCUCACCAUCACAUCCCUGCUCAACAGGGACUCCAACUUCAAGCCAAAGACAUGAAAGCCACACUUGGAGCUUGGAACGAACAGAAAGCCUGACUUCAGAUUGUCAGUCUGGGAUUAUGUUAUCUUCAGUAGGAACCAGCAAGUGUAACAGUCCUGCCUGUGUGGAAGCUCGCGCUCGGCGGGAAGCAGCUUAUUCCCUUGAAGAGCAGAGGAGGCCAAUGAUGCAAUACAGAGACUCCGUGGAUUCUCUUCGAGACUCACCGCAUAGUGAAAGGUAUGUGUCUGCCUUGACCACCCCAGCACGCCUGUCGCCUGUUGACCUUCAUUACUCGGCCUCCACCCACAUGCCCACCUUUGAGAUCACCUCCCCCAACUCUGCUCAUGCAGUCUCACUGCCCCCGGCAGCAUCCAUUAGCUUCCAGGUGGAAGAGCAGCAGCCAUUGCUCAGAAGAUACCAGGUCCCCUUCCAGGAUAUACAGAGAUAUGAUAGUUACUACCAAAGAAGGAGCUACCUGAAUGAGAGCACAGGGAGCUUGCCCUCCAGUCCCUUCCGCAUCACAGAAGACGAUGAAUAUGAGACCACGCAUGAGUACAUCACUGCACUAGAACAUCCAAAGAGAACAGGCCACAACAACAGGCGAUGGAGGAAGUCUAAAUUGAAUGGGCACCUGUCACACAGGGGCAAAAUGCUCAGAGAUUCCUUUUCAGUGAGCAGUGCCUCAUACAGUGAAUCUGAUGAGGAGCUGGUAGCUGAGAGUACCCCCUUCUUAAGUAUGAGGAACGCUGAGGCAAUGGACCCAGAUUCUCCCCCUCUGUAUCGACUAGCUGACAGCAGGACUUACUAUUCCUUCGAUAGAUGCAGCACACAGGGAGACAACCGGCUCACACGGACCAGGCCCAACCAAGAUUCAGCACCACCUUAGAUGCCACACAGACUCUUCCUCAUGCCCACUCCCAUGAACACCCCAGGACUGAGGAGGCAGGGGGGACAAUAACAGAAAAGACAAAUUUUUAUUUUAUAUAAAAAAAGGAAAAAAAAUAUAACAAAAGAAAUGUUUUAUUUUCAUUUUAGCAAUGAUGUCUUAUAAUAGCUAAUGGCAAAGACCUUUUUCUAAGGAAUCUAUUUAUAUGUAACAUCUUGAUUUACAGCUUCUGAGAAAAGAAGAAAUCAACAAAAAAUAAAAAAUAAAAAAAAUAUUAAAAAGAGAUGGGCCAAUUUUUGACUACUUACAAAUCAUUGAGAAAUAUCGUGGUGCCUUUUGCUGUAUGCUAAUGCCAGAAUCCACACAGAAGAUUAUGUUGAAGCAUUUUUGAGAUCAUAGGCUUUAAGUUCAGGACAACCUGUUAUGGAAUAUUUUAAUGGGCACUUUUCCAUUUGAGCAACUCCCUUUUAAAUUGCUUGAUAUGGAUGUUGGUAAUCUAGUGCUUUUAAAGUAUCGAUGCUCACUACCCACACUUUAAUCUCUCUCUUCCCCCUCCCUUCCACCCCCAACACAUAUAGAAGACAUAUAUCUUACUAUUUGCAUAAGUACUUUUCCUUUUGAGGAAAAAAUGUACAAGUAAGCAAAAUUUAAGUCAUUUAAAAAAUUAAAUAGAAAGUUUUUUAAAAAGCACACAGUAGUAACAGCCCUUACAUGAUAUCUCUUGUCCUGAACAAUUUGUGAACAAGGGGAAAACAGAUGAAAGAAAUCAAACAUUUCAGAGGAAUGAGUUGCUUCAUAUUAGUUCCAGUAAAUGCUGUUGCUUCUUCACUGCUUGAGUGCUGUGAUUGGAGUCAAGUACUAGCUGUUCAUUAGUGACUCUGAGCAACCAUGGUGCAUUUUGUGGAACAAAAAAAUAUUGCAAUCCAGCAGCUGAUGCUGGCAUGAUCAUAAAGCAACUGUGGAUCCCACAAUGAAAGGUUCAGGACAUAAAAGGUGCCGUUGGUGAGGUGUGGACACUGCAUGUGUUUUUAAAGCCCCGGGUGAGGUAAAGGUCUCCAUAGUGUAUCACCAGUGAUCCCCUUUCCCUUCCUCCUCUGUCACAGAUAGAAUUGCCACUGGCAUGCUAGCUCCAAUCUCAACCUUCCUCCCAUGGAAAGCAACAUCGAAGGAAAAUGCCUUUGUGUGCAGCAUUGUGUAAAGAUGGUUGUUGUUGUAACAUUCUAGCGUUUCAUAAUGACUUUCUAUUUAUUAAAAUGAAAACACCAGUAAGCCACAAGGUCACUAGCUCUCUGAGGCAGCCUUCUGUGUACAGAUGGCAAGAAAAUUCCCAUGAAAGAGGGAGAGCGCUUCUUUCUGUUCCUUGUGGGGCCCUCCUGUUUCCAUCAUGGCCUGCCUCAUUCUUUUCCUCUUUUGACUUCUGCAUGUCCUUCGCAUUUCAGAUACUGUAGAUUGGAUGCAUGGAGAAGCUGUGACUGAGAAGAUAAAAAUACAAUUGCCAGUGUGUUUCAUUUAACUUUUAGCAAUAAAGUACUUUAAACCCUUUGUUCCUCACCCACAACAGGGUCCAAUAGAAACGCUGCUAAUUUGUCAUAAAGAUGAUUGUAAAAAAUUUGCUCUGGAUUGUCUGAAUGUCAGAACUCUUGACUGUUUAA